AUGACCGCCUGCCCGGAGCCUCCCCAGCGGCGCCCUGGAAUCGGGAUAGGAGUAGUGAUAACUAGCAGCGGGCAUCCUGGUUGUGUCCUCCUGGGCAAGAGGAAAGGGUCAGUUGGAGCCGGCAGUUUUCAACUUCCUGGGGGUCAUCUGGAGUUCGGUGAAACGUGGGAAGAAUGUGCUCAGAGGGAAACCUGGGAAGAAGCAGCUCUUCACCUGAAAAAUGUUCGCUUUGCCUCAGUUGUGAAUACCUUUAUUGAGAAAGAAAAUUACCAUUAUGUGACCAUACUAAUGAAAGGAGAGGUGGAUAUGACUCAUGACCCAGAACCAAAGAACGCAGAGCCUGAAAAAAAUGAAAGUUGGGAGUGGGUUCCCUGGGAAAAAUUUCCUCCACUGGACCAGCUUUUCUGGGCACUGCGUUGUUUAAAGGAACAGGGCUACAAUCCAUUUAAAGAAGAUUUGGAUCAUUUGGUUGGAUACAAAGGACAUCAUCUUCAGGGGUACAAGAAGAUAACCUGAUUUAUAUUUAAAAGACAAGAUAAGGUCCUGUUAGAGAGUGAAAAGUAUCGGCAUUUCACAACUCCAUUUAUCUAAGAAGUUCCGUAUGAUUGUCAAUUUAUUUGAUCUCUCUUAAUAUAUCCAUCACCCUUUCAGCCAGUACUUGUGAAGUAUUUUCUGGCAUUAUGUCAUGAAGUGCACAGCAGACUCUGUGUGAUUAAAUGGUGAUAUUGCGGAAA
This is a messenger RNA of Neogale vison (American mink), 734 nucleotides long. It is a transcript of the gene NUDT15, whose product is annotated as nudix hydrolase 15. NCBI's taxonomy places the organism in Eukaryota, Metazoa, Chordata, Mammalia, Carnivora, Mustelidae. Gene Ontology annotation, molecular function: 8-oxo-7,8-dihydrodeoxyguanosine triphosphate pyrophosphatase activity. The record is from RefSeq and is a predicted model, not a curated record. The coding region runs from base 1 to 516 and encodes 171 amino acids. Gene Ontology annotation, biological process: dGTP catabolic process. Gene Ontology annotation, cellular component: cytosol. The transcript is spliced from 3 exons.